GAUUUAUUUUGCAUAUUCCAAGUGAAGAGAGAGACAAUGCAAUUAGAGUAUGUUUUCAAAUUGAACUUGCCCAUUGGUUUUACUUGGAUUUCUACAUGCAGAACACACCAGGAUUACCUCAGUGUGGGAUAAGAGACUUUGCUAAAGCUGUCUUCAAUCAUUGCCCUUUUUUACUGCCUCAAGGUGAAGAUGUCCAAAAGGUUUUAGAUGAGUGGAAAGAAUACAAAAUGGGAGUGCCCACCUAUGGUGCAAUUAUCCUUGAUGAGACACUUGAAAAUGUUCUUUUGGUUCAGGGCUAUUUAGCAAAGUCUGGUUGGGGAUUUCCAAAAGGGAAAGUAAAUAAAGAAGAAGCACCUCAUGACUGUGCUGCUAGGGAGGUGUUUGAAGAAACUGGGUUUGACAUAAAAGAUUAUAUCUGCAAAGAAGAAUACAUUGAGCUGCGAAUUAAUGAUCAGUUAGCACGGCUGUAUAUCAUUCCAGGAGUUCCCAAGAACACAAAAUUCAACCCCAAAACUAGAAGGGAAAUUCGGAAUAUUGAAUGGUUUUCUAUUGACAAAUUACCAUGCCACAGAAAUGACAUGACCCCGAAGUCCAAGCUGGGUUUGGCACCGAACAAAUUUUUUAUGGCUAUUCCCUUCAUCAGACCAUUGAGGAAAUGGAUUUCCCAAAAGAAUGGAGAUUCCUCAGAUAGUGACAAUGGAUUUUCAUCUACAGGGAGCACACCCUCUAAGGCCAACUUGGAAAAAGCUAGAUCCAAACUUCGCUGUAGUCAGCAGGUGUUUACAGAGGGCUUUUCAGGAGAGCAGUGGGUGAAGCCAAAACAGCCACAGAAGCCAUAUAAUCAUACUGAGGUGUCUGAAUUUUUGAAAAUAAAGAGUCAGAGCUCAAGGAGCAAUGGCAGAAAGCAGUAUCAAGAAAAUUCGAGCCAAAAGAAGCGAGCAAAUGGAGUCCACAGUCAACCGGUUAAGCAAAACCAUACCUUGAAAUGUGAAAAAAGGCUUAAUCCAAGAAGACUACAAGAUAACUUUGAAACAGAUGCAGCAUAUGAGAUAUGUUGUUCCAGUGAAGACCCACUGCCAGAACAUGUAGAGGGAUAUUCUGUGGCAUGCAAUGGCCACUACAAAUUUGCUUUCUCAUCAACAGCUUUCUUGAGUUUCAAGUUUGACCAUGAUGCCAUAAUGAAAAGUUUUGACCUCUGA
Molecule: messenger RNA, 1199 nt
Organism: Merops nubicus (carmine bee-eater)
Lineage: Eukaryota; Metazoa; Chordata; Aves; Coraciiformes; Meropidae
Gene: DCP2
Product: decapping mRNA 2
Exons: 10
Coding region: 96-1199 (367 amino acids)
Biological process (GO): nuclear-transcribed mRNA catabolic process, nonsense-mediated decay; deadenylation-dependent decapping of nuclear-transcribed mRNA
Cellular component (GO): P-body; cytoplasm
Molecular function (GO): manganese ion binding; RNA binding; 5'-(N(7)-methylguanosine 5'-triphospho)-[mRNA] hydrolase activity
Source: RefSeq, a predicted model, not a curated record